Molecule: messenger RNA, 2179 nt
Organism: Dipodomys ordii (Ord's kangaroo rat)
Lineage: Eukaryota; Metazoa; Chordata; Mammalia; Rodentia; Heteromyidae
Gene: Lsg1
Product: large 60S subunit nuclear export GTPase 1
Exons: 13
Coding region: 84-1811 (575 amino acids)
Biological process (GO): ribosomal subunit export from nucleus
Cellular component (GO): cytosol
Molecular function (GO): GTPase activity
Source: RefSeq, a predicted model, not a curated record
ACGUCACUUCCGGUAGCGAAGCAGUGAAAACCGGAAGCCGCACGCGCUGAGGGGAAGCAGCGAGCGCCGAGGCUGAGUUUGCUAUGGGACGGCGGAGAGCGGCCGGUAGCGCGUCGCUGGGCCGGGCCCUUAUCCGCCAUCAGACCCAGCGGACCCGAAGCCACCGUCACUCUGACUCCUGGUUGCACACAAGUGAACUCAAUGAUGGCUAUGAAUGGGGUCGUCUUAAUCUUCAGUCAGUGACUGAGCAGAGCUCCCUUGAUGACUUUCUUGCAACUGCAGAACUUGCAGGGACAGAGUUUGUAGCUGAGAAGCUUAACAUUAAGUUUGUGCUCCCUGAGGCUAGAACUGGACUGCUGUCUUUCGAGGAAAGUCAGAGAAUUAAGAAACUCCACGAGGAGAACAGGCAGUUCUUGUGUAUACCCAGGAGACCAAAUUGGGACAAAAAUACUAGUCCAGAAGAACUCAAACAAGCAGAGAAAGAUAACUUCCUGAAAUGGAGGCGUCAACUUGUCCGGCUAGAAGAGGAACAAAAGUUGAUGCUGACUCCAUUUGAACGCAACUUGGACUUUUGGCGCCAGCUCUGGAGGGUCAUUGAGAGAAGUGAUAUUGUGGUCCAGAUAGUAGAUGCUCGAAACCCUCUCCUGUUUAGAUGUGAGGAUUUGGAAUGUUACGUGAAAGAGAUUGAUGCCAAUAAGGAGAACGUAAUUCUGAUAAACAAAGCAGACUUGUUGACUGAGGAGCAGCGCAGUGCCUGGGCCACAUACUUUGAGAAGGAAAAUGUGAAGAUUAUCUUCUGGUCAGCUUUGGCAGAAUCCAUUGAACUGAAUGCUCCCUCCAAGGAACAAGCACACAGAGAUGCUGAAGAAGCCAGUGCAGCUGAGUCUGAAAGCUCCAGCUUGGAUGGGAAUGAAAUUUCACACAGUGAAACCCACCAUCUCCCAGGCUGUGGUUCUCCCUCCCCUAGUGAUGAAGACGACAGUGAAUAUGAAGACUGUCUAGAAGAGGGAGAGGAUGAGGAGGACUGGCAGACAUGUUCAGAAGAGGACAGCAACCCUGAUGAGGAGCCCUGUGCUGAGAACAGCACUGUGGACUCUGAGGCUCAGGGAAACAAGACCCCACCGAGGAGACAGAUACACAACUUUAGCCAUCUGGUAUCAAAGCAGGAAUUACUAGAACUCUUUAAACAGCUACACACUGGGAAGAAGGUGAAAGAUGGUCAACUUACUGUUGGAUUGCAUUUACUCGUUUACGUUUGCCAGAACAUUCCAAGACGUGUUUUAGAAGCUACCUAUGGUAUUAGUAUCAUAAAACCUAGAGAAGACGAAGAUCCUCAUCGACCUCCAACCUCAGAAGAACUAUUAACAGCUUAUGGAUGUAUGCGAGGAUUCAUGACAGCACAUGGACAGCCAGACCAGCCUCGAUCUGCACGCUAUAUCCUAAAGGAUUAUGUCAAAGGUAAACUCCUGUACUGUCAUCCUCCUCCCGGAAGAGAUCCUGUGACAUUCCAGCAUCAACAUCAGCGACUCCUGGAGAGUAGAAUGAAUGAUGACGAGAUAAAAAUGCAGCCCAGGGGAAAUAAAAAAGCAAAGCAGAUUGAAAAUGCAGUUGACAAGACUUUUUUCCAUCAAGAGAAUGUCAGAGCUUUGACCAAGGGAGUCCAGGCAGUGAUGGGUUAUAAGCCUGGGAGUGGCCUGGUGACUCCAGCUACUGUGAGCGCUGAGAAUGGGGCUGGGAAGCCCUGGAAAAAACAUGGCAACAAAAAUAAAAAAGAAAAGAGUCGUAGACUCUACAAGCACCUGGACAUGUGAACAUGGGCAGCAGCAGAAACGGCACCUCCACAGUGCAGAUAAGACAGACUGCUGGUCUCCUGCGGAACACAUCCAUAGCCCUGGAGUGCAAGGUGCUCGUGGGGAGCGCAGUGGCUUCUCACAGUUGACAUCCAGCCUGGGCAGCUCCUCAAAACACCAACCUUGACUACAGUUGUCACCACAGAGCCCCAGAAACCUAGUCCUGUUGGAGGCUAAAGAUGAAUCAUGUGGCUUUGUUCCUGUAAACAUGCACACAAAUGCAUACCAACUUGUGAGUCAGGGGAAUGUUUUUGAAAAGAUAAUAACAUUCAAUUGCCACUAACUGAUGUUCUCAUUGGUUUAAGUAAAUAAACUGCCAUUUGCACAUA